Messenger RNA from Populus nigra (black poplar), 2497 nucleotides. RefSeq names its product alkaline/neutral invertase A, mitochondrial. The transcript is spliced from 7 exons. The coding region runs from base 108 to 2186 and encodes 692 amino acids. Gene Ontology annotation, biological process: sucrose catabolic process. Gene Ontology annotation, molecular function: sucrose alpha-glucosidase activity; endo-alpha-N-acetylgalactosaminidase activity. The record is from RefSeq and is a predicted model, not a curated record. NCBI's taxonomy places the organism in Eukaryota, Viridiplantae, Streptophyta, Magnoliopsida, Malpighiales, Salicaceae. Gene Ontology annotation, cellular component: mitochondrion.
CACACACAGCUUUUCUUCAACGUCUCUUCUAACUCUAGCAGAAGUUUAAUUACACUCUACAUUUAUAUAUAGAUAUAAAUAAUAAUAAAAAAAGAUAAAAAUAAAAGAUGAACAGUAGUAGUUGUAUUGGUAUCUCAACAAUGAAACCCUGUUGCAGAAUCAUAAUUAGUUACAGAAGUUUUUCACAUUUUGGGGUUUCUCUCUCAAGAUCUAAUAAUAAUUCAGUCAUUCAUACCAAUUUGUCGAAAUCACACCCGAAAUCGGUAUAUAAUCAUGAAUUCCACUGCUGUAAUAACCGUAGUUGGUCACAAGAUACGGGUCAUAAAUGUAUAGUUAAUCUGGAUCGCAGAGGUUUUAAUGUCUGCGAUUGGAAUUGGGGUCAUGCUAGGGGUUUUAGUUCAGGUUUUCUUGUCGAUAAGAGUAGUAGUUCAACGGGUGUUUUAGUAAUUCCCAAAGUAGCGUCAGACAUUAGGAAUCAUUCGACUUCGGUAGAGGGUCAUGUUAAUACGAAAGGAUUUGAGAGUAUUUACAUUCAAGGAGGGUUGAAUGUGAAGCCUUUAGUGAUAGAAAAGAUUGAAACAGAAAGUGAUGUAGCUAAAGAAGGAAAAGAGGAAACAUCUAGUAAUAGGGUGGAGAUUAAUGGAUCUGAAGUAAAUACAAACUUCUUCAAGGGUUUGAAUGAGAGCACAACUCCUAAGGUUGAUGAGAGAGAGGUGUCUAAGAUCGAGGAGGAAGCGUGGCAGUUGCUUCGAGGCACCAUUGUGAAUUACUGUGGGAAUCCAGUAGGGACUGUCGCUGCUAAUGAUCCUGCCGACAGGCAACCGUUGAAUUAUGACCAAGUCUUCAUUCGUGAUUUUGUUCCAUCCGCACUUGCUUUUUUGCUUAAUGGAGAAAUGGAGAUUGUGAAGAAUUUUCUUCUUCACACUUUGCAGUUGCAGAGCUGGGAGAAAACAGUGGACUGUUACAGUCCUGGGCAAGGGUUAAUGCCAGCAAGUUUUAAAGUUAAAACAGUGCCUCUUGAUGGUAGUGAUGGAGGUUUUGAGGAGGUUUUGGAUCCUGAUUUUGGUGAAUCAGCCAUUGGGCGUGUUGCGCCUGUUGAUUCUGGGCUGUGGUGGAUAAUUUUGUUGAGAGCUUAUGGGAAGAUAACAGGCGACUAUGCAUUGCAAGAGAGGGUUGAUGUCCAGACAGGAAUCAGACUCGGACUAAAUUUGUGUUUAUCAGAUGGGUUUGAUAUGUUUCCUACACUGUUAGUCACUGAUGGUUCCUGCAUGAUUGAUAGACGGAUGGGUAUACAUGGACACCCUCUUGAAAUCCAAGCCUUGUUCUACUCUGCUUUGCGAUGUGCUCGUGAGAUGCUCAUAGUCAAUGAUGAAACCAAGAAUCUGGUGGCUGCAAUAAAUAAUCGACUCAGUGCACUCUCAUUCCAUAUCAGAGAGUAUUAUUGGGUGGACAUGAGGAAGAUCAAUGAGAUCUACCGUUACAACACUGAAGAAUACUCUACAGAUGCAGUCAACAAGUUCAACAUAUACCCCGAUCAAAUUCCUUCAUGGCUGGUGGAUUGGAUUCCUGAGGAAGGUGGUUACCUCAUUGGCAAUCUACAGCCGGCUCACAUGGAUUUUAGGUUUUUUACUCUUGGGAACCUUUGGGCCAUCAUCUCUUCUCUGGGAACCUCAAAACAAAAUGAGGGUAUCCUAAAUUUGAUCGAGGCCAGGUGGGAUGAUCUCAUGGGCCAUAUGCCUCUUAAGAUUUGUUACCCUGCUUUGGAAUAUGAAGAAUGGCGUAUAAUUACUGGCAGUGAUCCAAAGAACACCCCAUGGUCAUAUCACAAUGGUGGAUCUUGGCCAACACUGCUGUGGCAGUUCACAUUAGCUUGUAUCAAGAUGGGGAAACCAGAAUUAGCACAAAAGGCAGUUGCUUUGGCAGAGACGAGAUUAUCAAUGGAUCAAUGGCCUGAAUACUAUGACACUCGCAGUGGAAGGUUUAUAGGCAAACAGUCCAGGCUUUUUCAGACAUGGACAAUCUCUGGUUUCCUAACAUCAAAGAUGCUUUUAGAGAAUCCUGAUAAAGCAUCCUUGUUGUUCUUGGAAGAGGAUUAUGAGCUCCUGGAGAUAUGUGUUUGUGCACUAAGCAAAACUGGCCGGAAGAAGUGCUCACGCUUUGCUGCAAGAUCUCAAAUUCUUGUCUGAUUAGGUAUUUCCUGACCCGAUAGCUAUAUAGCGUGGUAAAAACGGUAACAGAAAAGAUCAUUUGCAGCCCUAACUCAAUAUUUUAAAGGGUGACUUCAAUGUGAUGACAGACAAACUACUCUGAAGUGCUGAUUGUUGUACCUCUUGUUGAAGCACAUUACUCAUUUGAAUUAGAUGGCUGUGUUUUUGAGAGCCUCUAACCUACUUGUAAUAAUGUAUGGUUUCGUGCUUGAAUUUCCUUUCGACCUUGGCAUGACAUGUGUAAACUUCUAUUCCAUAGAUAUGAUCAAUCCCUUUCUUGGUGUCACAAA